UUAUGUAUUCUCACUGAUUGACAGUCAGUGAAAGUCAAUGUCAUGUUAUCUCAUGCCCGAACCUAAAUUUCCAAAUUUCAUAAUAAUUUUCCACUUUUUGAAUUUUGUAAAUGUCAGCAGAGGACUUCAUACAUAAAGCAUUAUUUGUCCAGCUACAAAUAGCAAAUGCAAGCUGCUACAGUAGAUAUUACUGGCAUAAAGUAGAACUUUGAGUAAAAACCAAAUAAUGGCAAGUAAACCAACGAAACGGAAAUCCAUUCAUGCGACUAAGCUGAAUUUCCGACCGACCACCAGUGAUAUUAACAUUGAGUUCAAAGGCACUAAGCCGACCUGUGAGCCAACAUCAAUCAAAGAGAUAUUUAUGCUAAUGGUUCUGUAUCUAUGUAAGAAGUCUCUUUUCUUCGACACCAAUUUGAAAGUGGGCAUCUAUCUGGCUUCGUUAUUCCUCAUUUCCCUAAUUGCCGAUGUUGCUACAAUACCCAGAGGAUACUUAUCCAGAUCUGAUAAUAUUUUAAACAAAUACUUUGUAAAGUUUGCUUGGGGCUGGAACCUUUUGCUGCUGUCUCCCUAUGUGAUAUUCACCUCAUACGUGUACUGUUGCGGACAAUUUAAACGAAUUGCUCAACACCAUUUACCUAGACUCGCGAUUGCAACGCUGCUCUGGUACUUCUGGACCAACUUGUUCAAUUAUAUUGAGGCCUCAUUUGGGAGAUGCCAGAUUAAACAAUACUCCUCGAAAGGAUCCUGUUUGAAAGCUGGACAUAUGUGGAAUGGUUUCGAUACUUCUGGGCAUACAUUUAUCUUGAUUUAUGGCAGUCUAGUGCUCAUAGAGGAGACCAGGUCUAUGGUCAGCUGGGACAGCAUUAAAGAGUUUCUAAGACUGGAGGAACAUAAUAGAGCCACCAGGCAAACAGAACAAAGCACUAAUCCUCUCAGAAAUUUAUCUAUUGAAGAAUUCCAAACACUGCAAUACAACUAUGAAAAAUACACUCCUUAUAUUAGGGGAGUGUUCAUUUCGAUUACGAUUAUUCAGCUGCUUUGGGAUAUUAUGCUAGUUUGCACAAUGCUCUACUAUCAUGUAAUGAUUGAGAAGUUCCUAGGAGGCUGUAUAGCCAUUUUAUCCUGGUUCUUCACGUACCGAGUAUGGUAUGUUCAUCCAAACGUACUGCCAUCCUUACCGGGUGAAGGAGUGUUCAAAUAUAUUAAAAAGAUCACAAAAGAACCGACAGCGCCCGUUCAUAGAAGGCGCACUGGGAGCAUAGUCAAUGGAAAUUCCAAUCCCAUGUUCAUGGGACGCCCUAUUUAUACCACGGGUGUUAAUCCAGCAGAAGAUGACUCAGUCACUAGAUAGCCCCUUUUUGCCGCUUUUUUAUAACGCUGGUUAUGCAUUUUUUGUUUACAAAGGUAAUUUGUAACUUUACUUGUUAUGAUUUUCAAAGUUUAUGGUUACAUGUUUAUUUAUUUUAUCAGCCCGAAGUGUGUUUUAUUAGCUAAUAUUUUGUUAUUUACGCGAUAAGUGGAUGGUUAAUUACGGGGUAGUGGCAGUUAAGUCCGUAGUGUUGGAUCAAAUUAAAAUAUAACUCCUAGACAAAUAGGAUCUAUUAACUAUUGUUCAUGAUCGACGAUCGAUAAAAGUAAUAGAUUCGCUUAAUAAUGCAAGAAUUCAAAGCAGCAGAUCACUUGAUCGCUUAUCCAGCCUAUGUCGUUUGCCUAAAUAUUUAGUUCGAGGAAAAUUGGAGGUAUAUUUUUCUGUAAUUGAUGGUAAUUUUAAGGCCAAAAACAAUGAAGAACUUAAGAGCUUGUCGAUAAAUUUAUUCGACUUCCGGUGAAUUGUUUUAUAGUUUUACAUUACGCACAAGUAACAUACAAAAGUUACGCAAAGACAAAGCCGAUUGACAAACAAUUCAACAUCUUGUUUUUAAAAUAAGCACACCAACACUCACCAAAUGAAAAACUAUGAUUUAAAAGUGAGACUAAAACUGAAACAACCAAAAUGUAUAGAAAUAUAAUUGUACAUUUAUUUCGAAGGCAAAGAACAAUAGAAGAAAUCGAAAUUUGAAAAAUAAAGCUUUACGAAAAUAAGACUAUAACGAUCAUUAUGCAAAAACCUCAAUUAAUUCAAUGUAACUUCAGACUUUCAUAUACAGGGUGUCCCGUAAGCACAUGAUCAAAAGGGUACUGCGAUAUUCUUUGGAUCAAAAGAAGACGAUCUGACCUAACUUUUAUUAACAAAAAAUGUCUGACUCCUCUAAUAUUGACGGUCAAAGUUCUUCAAAAAAAUUUUUUUUUUGCAAUAUCGGGUGAAUAUUACCAUGUAUUUUGGUGAAACUCGCUGUGAAUUUGUUCUUAUGUAAGACUCAUAUAUUGAUGAAACAAUCGAGUUCAUCCGUUUUUGACAAGUGGGGAAUUCAUGUGUGUGUGUGUCGUGGUACAAAACUACCAGAACAUUUUUUUUUUGAACAAAAGUUGUGUCAGAUUGUCUUCAUUUGAUGCAAAGAAUAUCGCAGUAUCCUUUUGAUCAUGUGCUUUCGAGACACCCUGUUUAGCAGAGAUUUACGUUAGCUUUCAUCUUGAAAAAAUAAUUAAUUGAGUAUAAAUUCUUCAAAUUACGCGCACAUUUUCGUCACAAGUAUAUAGCAGUUUUUGUAUGUCGAAUCGUAUAUUUUUAAUAUUAUUUCAUGAUGGUAAUUACAUUAUAAAUUUAUUAAUGCUGUGAAGUGAAGGCACGUGAAGGUCUCUAAGAAAAUUGAUACUCAUUCAGAGGAUCCACAUUUAUUUAUAUAUUCAGAGAAACUUCUUUUUAAUAAACCGGAAUCUUCAUAGACUUAUUAGAUUUCAAUAACUGUGCUUGUGCUUUGUGGUUGGUCUUUAUAUUUCAUAUGUGUUGCAUAAUUUCCACGUCGGAGCGGCUAUGCUAUGCAAGCACCAUAUUUAUUCUAGUUGUUACAAAUCGCUUUCUAAAGUUUGUCAAGGUAAUUUGAAUAUACACAUAUCCUUAUUUAUUUGUAAUGUUUUGUUAUGGUUUUAUUAAUAGUAAUUGGUUUUACAUGGUAGGUUUAAAAUGAGGGGAUGUUUUGUAAAAGUAUAAUAAAACAAUUUUGAGUAA
Dendroctonus ponderosae (mountain pine beetle) is the source of this 3106-nucleotide messenger RNA. RefSeq names its product acyl-coenzyme A diphosphatase FITM2 (gene Fitm). Gene Ontology annotation, biological process: phospholipid biosynthetic process; lipid droplet organization; lipid storage. The record is from RefSeq and is a predicted model, not a curated record. Gene Ontology annotation, cellular component: endoplasmic reticulum membrane. The transcript has 2 exons. Bases 227 to 1351 code for a protein of 374 amino acids. NCBI's taxonomy places the organism in Eukaryota, Metazoa, Arthropoda, Insecta, Coleoptera, Curculionidae.